This is a messenger RNA of Blepharisma stoltei, 906 nucleotides long. NCBI's taxonomy places the organism in Eukaryota, Ciliophora, Heterotrichea, Heterotrichida, Blepharismidae. The record is from the annotation of a GenBank genome assembly.
AUGCUACGCUUAAUAGCUUCAAGGUUCUCUUCCAGCCUGCUUCUUGUUCCACCUAUCCCAAGCACGCCCAUCCAAGACCUUCCUAGAGUUAAAGUAGUUUUAAAAAAGGAGCCGUCUGUGGAGAUUACAGAACCAAAAGAGAUUUGGCUCAGCAAAAAGUUGGCCGAUUCCGGAAUUUGCUCUAGAGCUCAAGCUGAAAGAUUUAUUGAAGCUGGUAUGAUUUCGGCAAACAAUAAAAUUGCCUGGAAAAACAUCAAAAUACUUGAUAAUACUCCUAUCAAAUUUCACCAGAGAAAUGAUUAUAAUACAAAUAAGCUCCCUUUAUCUGAGCAUAUCAAAAUUUGGACCUUUUAUAAGCCAAGGGAUGUGAGUUCAUAUAUUGAUGGAGACAAGCCAACAGUGUUUCAGUUUUUAAGGAAUAUUGGAUUUCCUAAUAUUGAAUACUACAGCGUUGGAAGGCUUGAUUUUCGAUCUGAAGGCUUAAUGCUAUUAACAAAUGAUAAAGACACAGCAGUUGCUUUAGAUGAAGCUGCUUCUGGCUUGAAAAGAGAAUAUAAAAUAAGAGUUUGUGGGAAACUUAGGGAUGAAAUACUUGAAGCAAUAAGAAGGGGUGCUUCUAAAGGCAAAAAAUUCAGGCCGAUGAUUGUAAGAGCUAUAUAGGUUUGGGCAAAUACAAAAAAGACCAAAAAUAUUUGGCUUAAAGCGAUCUUAAAAAGGACUAGAAGUAGGGAAUUGAGAAGAGUAUUUGAAAACUACAGACUUAGAGUAAAUAGGCUUGUCAGGCUAUCAUAUGGACCAUAUCGAUUGGAUGGAUUGAAGCCUGGAGAGUAUCUUGAAACACACCUUGAAAAAUCUUUGCAUCAAGUAAUGUUUUAUCACUACAAAGCAAUUGCUGAGAAGCAGUAG